Messenger RNA from Plenodomus lingam JN3, 1536 nucleotides. RefSeq lists its product as uncharacterized. The record is from RefSeq and is a predicted model, not a curated record. NCBI's taxonomy places the organism in Eukaryota, Fungi, Ascomycota, Dothideomycetes, Pleosporales, Leptosphaeriaceae.
AUGUCUUAUAGAUCCAGCAUCAACUCUCAUACCCGCUCAAGCUCACAUGCAAGCUACGCUUGGAAGAAAUACGAAGACGCACUUCAGCAACUCAAGAUAGAUGUACAGAACCUCGAUACCCAGAUCAGACACGCAGGGGCGUCUUGGAAGAAGGCGGAAAUGGGUAAACCAGAGAAUCAGCGUUUCCAGCACAAUUUUAUUGGAUGGAUUCAGGCGCUCCAGCAAGCAGAUGCGCUGAUCUAUCAAGUUGGUAGGCUCUCCGAUUCUGCGCCUGCGUGGCGACGGCACUGGUCACCUGAAACGCCGUACGAGAUGCACCGAGCGUAUGAUUGUGUGUAUGCACAUGCGAUUGGCUUGAUCGAAGAUGAGCGUGUUUCCCCUGCGAGAGUAGUGGAGACUCUGCAGGAGCAGUUGAAGGAGUCUAAAGAAACGUUUGCUGAGCUUGCAGGUGAUGAUGAGUCUAGUGAAUUAUCAUUUCUUUCCAAGUUCAAGUGGACUUCCUGUCAACAAAUCAAAAACCUGCCUGGUCGUCUCUAUGCACCAUAUGGCGAUGUUAUUCGUACGGGUGCUCACAUUUCCGAUUCAUCGUCUGUUCAUCCACACAUGUCUCACCCUUUCACUCUUCACCCAACACCUUCCAUCUUCCCAUACUCUAGAGCAUCCACAUCCUCCUUCACCGCUUCACAACACGUCCCAAAACCCCGCAUUCACCGUGAAACACAAAGCUUCAGAAACCCGCAUUCACCGCAGCUAAAACACCAUUUCUUAGCCAUGUUCCGCAAAUCUCUCCUCAGCCGUUCAUCCCGCACCCACCAACCUACGCGCUCUUCCCUGUCUACAAAGUUCUCCGAUUCGAGCAGACAUUCUAACCUUUUGGACACAGCAAAACAGCAAACAACAUAUCUCCCGUGCGAGAAUCCAGCGCGGGAACAAAGAGAGACUAUACCACUGGACGGUGGAACCACGUUGAAGUCGUCACGAGUAAGAGAUAUAAGCUCACAAGACACACGUAUACCCUCGAAUUCUAACAUCCCCAUUACGUCCGACUGGAUUUCACGGUUCCUUGAAACUUCGCCUUUAUACGCAUACCCAUCGUCGUCCUCAGAAACUCCCUCUCUCCAACUAUCCCCGCACAUACACCACCAUCCCGAACAAAUGCUGUCCCUCCAUCCACCACCUAUCAUAACCCGCCUAGCAACCCUCCUCGCAACCCUCCAAUCCUACUACUACAUCCACGGCCUCUCAGACUAUGACCCCACUAUCCUAUCCGACAUCGAGCGCCUGCGCCCCAAGCUACUGGCUGCGAAACGAGAGUGGGAGCGUCUUGGGGUGUGGGAGGGGAAGAUGGGCCGGGCAGUCGAUGGGGGUGAGGGGAUUUGGAUGGGAGCGGAGAAGGGCUGUGGAGGAUGGAAUGGGUUAUGCGGUGUGAUGGAUGAGAAGGGGUUUAAAGAAGUGGUUGAGGAGGUGUUGGGUGAGGUUGAGGUAUUGGUUAGGGAGGCGGAGGGAGUGUUUAGGGGGAGGGGGUUGGGGUUGUAG